UUUAGGGUUUACCUACACUUGACUGACUCACUUGUGAUUCGUUUCAAUGGAAUUCCAUACCGAUUCCUUGGGCGUCACCCGACCUCCCUCAAAAAGGAGUGAUUUCUGUAAAUGGUAUUGUGCUUUGAAUUCCAAACAACUUAAAGCUCUUAAAAUGAGUGAUUUCUCUAUGUAUGACGAUGAUCCUAAGCCUUUCAUGUUUAUGGGCCGAGACUUUGUGUAUAAGAAUAAGGCUCAGAUUAAACUAGAUGAGGAAAUUAAAGUCGCCAUGGAUGACUACAGAGAACGCUCUCGCAACCUAAGUAAUUUCGAUGCCAUCAGCCGCCCAAAAAUUUCAGAUAGAUGUGGCGGUGGUCCAGGACCCCUUCCUAUAACCGAAGAUGUUCGUCUUCGUCUCACUCCCCUCUGCAAGUUUGCUUUAGACAAAUACAAUGCUGACAAGGAUACACAUUUUGUGUUUGCCAACAUUGUCAAGAGCACUUGGUGCCCUGGUGCUAUGUAUUACAUUACCUUUCUAGCACAAGAUUCUUCCAACAACAACAACACCUCUCUUACAACUUUUCAGGCCCAAGUCUCCAAUCUGAGGCCCGCGCCUAAGCUCUACUCGUGUGCCAUUAAAACCUAACACACUCACCUCACCUCACCAUGGAAAUGAUGUAUACUGCAUCUACCUGCCGUGAGAAUGUGUUCCGGUGAAAACAAGCCUUUUUCAGACUUCUGAUUAUAGUUUUAGACCCGUGCCAUGCAAUGCAAGGGUUUUCAUCACUUCAUAUAUAAAUCGAACAUUUAUUAAGCAAAAUAGACUACUGUGAAAACACAUAUCAAAGAAAAGCAAAGUUGAAAUAUUUUGGGAUUUUAACUUGUACGAACUUCUGAUUGUAGUUUUAGACCCUUUGCACGGUUUUAUAGUGAGGAAAUUCAUUUUCUAUUAUCAUUAUGAAAAACUUGUAUUUAGAAUCA
This is a messenger RNA of Lathyrus oleraceus (garden pea), 960 nucleotides long. RefSeq lists its product as uncharacterized. The record is from RefSeq and is a predicted model, not a curated record. The transcript has 4 exons. Lineage: Eukaryota; Viridiplantae; Streptophyta; Magnoliopsida; Fabales; Fabaceae. Bases 47 to 625 code for a protein of 192 amino acids.